GUAAAAUUCGUCCGUCAUAAAAAAAAUCGCGAUUGUGAGUUGUGAAGUGUAGGGAGUGAAUUUAUUUAAAAAUAGUGAAAGUGAAGAAACAAUUGUAGUUUUUUGAUUAAUAGUUUUUUUAUGUGCUUCGUUAAACUGUAUUUAAUAAAAAUCAAAGAGAAUCUUGCGUGUGGAUGUUCAAACAAUAUGUGCAGUGUGUUGGUGUUGAUUACGAAUGACAUCUGGUAACGAAAGAAAAACAGUACAAAUAAACAUUCACAAAUUCAAUCAAGGAUGAACGAAACAGUGCCCGUGACGGCUGAGCAGCCGCUCAGCGAGGUGGUACACAAAAUGUUGAGGCCCCAAGAGCCAUUCCUGCAGACUUUGGCUGCACAAGUCAUCGCCGGAAUAUUUGUGUGGACUGCCCUCUUCAUUACUUGCCAACAGAUUUACCAGCACCUGCGCUGGUACACGAACCCGUCGGAGCAGCGUUGGAUCGUGCGCAUUCUGUUCAUCGUGCCCAUCUACGGCUGCUACAGCUGGAUCUCGCUGUUGUUCUUCAACAACGACUCGUACUACGUAUACUUCUUUACCGUCAGGGAUUGUUAUGAAGCGUUCGUGAUCUAUAGCUUCCUAUCGCUAUGUUACGAGUACCUUGGCGGGGAAGGCAACAUAAUGUCUGAGCUGCGCGGGCGACCCGUCCGCGCCUCCUGUAUGAACGGCACCUGCUGCCUCUCCGGAGCAACCUACACGAUUGGUUUCCUGCGCUUCUGCAAGCAGGCCACGCUGCAGUUCUGCCUCGUCAAGCCACUAUGCGCAUUCAUCAUCAUAUUCUUGCAGUCCGCGGGGCACUACCACGACGGUGACUGGAGCCCGAACGGCGGCUACAUCUACAUCACGAUCGUGUACAACUUCUCCGUCUCGCUUGCACUCUACGGCCUGUUCCUGUUCCUGGGCGCCACGCGCGAGAUGCUCAAACCGUUCGACCCCGUACUCAAGUUCUUCACCGUCAAGUCUGUCAUUUUCCUCUCGUUCUGGCAAGGCGUCGCUCUAGCCAUACUGGAGAAGGCGGAGGUGAUCUCCCCCAUACAGGACGCUAACGGCGUGCCCACCACCGCGGGCACAGUCUCCGCCGGCUACCAGAACUUCCUUAUCUGCAUCGAGAUGUUAGCGGCCGCAAUAGCGCUCCGCUACGCGUUCCCGGCGCACGUGUACGCGCACGCGCACCGCGACCCGCACCGCUCCGUCACUAUGCAGUCCAUCUCUAGUAGCCUCAAGGAGACAAUGAAUCCCAAGGACAUAAUGACGGACGCGUUCCACAACUUCCACCCGCAGUACCAGCAAUACACUCAAUACAGCUCUGAUGUCACUUCUCAACUGCCUUAUGAGAAACUAUAAGCUCUGCCAUAGCUGUGCUCUGCAUGAACUGCAUUGAUGUCUGUCUGUCCGUUUAUUAUUACAUAAUAAAGAUCCAUAUCGUCCAAGCAUGGAAAUUUUAAACUAACAUCCAAAUGGCGACAGUUACACUAUUUAUAAAUAUUGCGAAAAAUAAAAUAAAUAAAUAGAAGCG
Molecule: messenger RNA, 1549 nt
Organism: Chilo suppressalis (striped riceborer)
Lineage: Eukaryota; Metazoa; Arthropoda; Insecta; Lepidoptera; Crambidae
Source: the annotation of a GenBank genome assembly